AUGCCCUCGGAAGACCAAAGAGCCGCUCUCCUCCGUGCCUCCAAACCCCCCUCCAAGGACCUCUUCAGCACCCUCAUCACCGCCAACCACAUCCUCCACAACCAUAGUGUCGUCGACGCCUACGGUCACAUAUCGGUUCGCAAUCCGCAGAACCCUCAGACUUUCUUCCUGUCAAGAUCUCUCGCUCCAGCGUUGGUCUCCAAGAGGGAAGAUCUCGAAGAGUAUUACGUCGAGGAUGCCAGUCCCGUCAAUAAGGAUGCUCCAAAAGGAUAUGCGGAGAGGUUCAUCCAUUCCGAGACGUAUAAGAAGUAUUCGGGCGUGAACAGCGUGGUCCAUGCUCAUAACGAGGCUGUCUUGCCGUUCAGUAUUACAAGUGUGCCCUUGAGGCCCGUCUUCCACAUGGGUGGUGUUAUGGGCUCCCAACCACCCGUCUACGACAUCGCAAACCACUACAAGUCCAGCGAUGACUUGCACUCGCUCCUCGUGACAAACUCCCACUUAGGAGAAGCCCUCGCCAUCGGCUUCAACCCCUCCACCAUAACCAAAACCGCCACAACCAUGAUAAAAAACUACAUCACCUCCAGCACCACCUCCCCACCGCCCAUCCCUCCACACCCAACCCUCCUCAUGCGCGGCCACGGCUUCACCUGCAUCGGCACGACGAUCCAGGAAGCCGUCUACCGCGCCAUCUUCAUCUGCGCCAACGCCCGCGUCCAGACCACCGCUUUACUGAUGCAGCAAUCCCACAACAUGUCCCUCCUCGCGGACAGCCUGGCGGCCAAGGAGAAAGAAGGCGGAGGCAGAGAGGUCAAGCAGGAGGGGGUUAGGUAUUUGAGUGAGAGGGAGGGCAAGGAUGCGUGGAAGGCGAAUAUGGAGCAUGUGGAGAGGCCUUGGGGGUUGUGGUGUACCGAGGUGAGGGGGAAGGGGGUUUAUGUUAAUGAGUUGGAGGAGGAGGAUGAGGAUGAUGAGGGGGAGGGAGAAGAGUAG
Molecule: messenger RNA, 987 nt
Organism: Zasmidium cellare ATCC 36951
Lineage: Eukaryota; Fungi; Ascomycota; Dothideomycetes; Mycosphaerellales; Mycosphaerellaceae
Exons: 3
Coding region: 1-987 (328 amino acids)
Biological process (GO): pentose catabolic process
Cellular component (GO): cytosol
Molecular function (GO): aldehyde-lyase activity
Source: RefSeq, a predicted model, not a curated record